Somion occarium is the source of this 1776-nucleotide messenger RNA. NCBI's taxonomy places the organism in Eukaryota, Fungi, Basidiomycota, Agaricomycetes, Polyporales, Cerrenaceae. The record is from the annotation of a GenBank genome assembly.
AUGGAGCCCACCACUGGCCUGUUUAUAGGCAGUGGCCUCCCUUUCUUCUCUCUUCCUACGAUGCGGAAAGUUACGUGGGUAUCGCCCGCAUGUCACUUUAUAUCGGAUAUCCGAACUGCUUCCGGCAUCUCGAACUUCUGGGUUCGUGCCAAUGAAGUCAGUCAGAAUGUGCGCUCGCUAUGUUUGGAAAGCGCUCUGAAGGACAUCCCUCCUGCUUAUCCGGCUACUCCAAAUGUCAGCAUUGACGAGUCGGUGUGGAAGGUGAACGAAUGGGGUUUACUGGAGCGCAGAUCAUUAGCUGGAAAACCAAUACCGCGCUCCCCAUUACCAUCACCUUCAGAAUCUAAGCUUAGCGGUAAACCAUCUAUCCCUAGUGCGCACGACUUCCUUCUAUUUGCCGCGAUAGACUACCAUGUCUUCCGCGAAUGGACGGUGCAUAUUGUUCGCAAGAAACAGCGCGUUUUCUCCACGGAGGGAAGCGGGCACCAUUGCGUCUUUGAUGUCUCCAGCGAAGAGGAUGCGAUGCCCAUUGUCGCAGCACAGAUUGUGCACCGUCCUACCUCUCAAAGUAACCUGCGACCGUUCUCCGAAUUCAAAGGAACGUCGGAAGAUGAUCUUUCCCCUUACACACUCGAGAUCGACCGCUUCUGGAAGUCGGACGCACCUGUCUGCCACAUUGAUUUUCAUUCUUACGCACCUCGAGAACAUUCUACGAAGGCUUCACUUCGGGAACUCGCCGGAGCGUAUUUCAGAGUGGUCCAAUAUCUGAAGCAAGAUAAAUACCGCUGUAUGGUGGGUGAAGUUGCUCAAAUUAGUGUAGGGCAGAGCCUCUGGAUCGCAAUCUUGGGAGGUGCACUACUGGAUAAAGGCAGGACAUCCUUCCAGAAUCUCCCGGGUCGGCGGAUUUUGAAGAGUGUCUCUGCUGAUGAGGCAUAUCAGGACAGAGUUGAAGCCGUGUUGAAGGAAAUUGAACCUUGCGUAAAUAAGCAGGUGUUCGACGACAUGGUGUUCAGUGGAGGUGUAUCAAGAGCUCCUGCCAUGCCGCUACUUGUCACGGGUCUGGUAGGGCAGAUACUCGUCUGUUAUUUCCUGGCUGUAGACACAUCUGCAGGCGUAUGGACCAGUGUCGCACUGUCAAACAGCCUCUUUGCCGGGAAACUAACAGAUUUACAUACUCUGUAUUUUGGGAAGACUCAUGACACGGCUGAGCCAGGGAUGAAGAUGCGUCUUCCAAGUAAUCCCUCUCAGCUCAUGGUCAUUGCUACCUUGGAUCGAAGCGCACCGUCAGAAAGAAAACUGCGUCCAGGAUUCCUUCUCAAUCUCCUCGGUCUCAUCGGCGCGACACUUGGCACGGUAUUCCAAAACCAAACCCGAGAUGCUCUCGGUUUCGCGCCCUUUGAACCAUGUCGUCCAUGGGUGGUAUAUACCGCCGCAGGGAUCUCCCUCUCUGCUGCCAGCUUGGUCUUGUUAAUGUUGUUCAAUCAGCAGCGAAGGUCACGCGACUGGUUCAACCAGAGCGAAUUUCCGACACGGAUUGCAGUAUAUUCCACUUUGACUACUGCCCUUGGCAUCUCUGUGCUUACCAUUGUUUUCCGGCUACGAGGAUUAACUCGAUUUUGGCCUAUCCUUGAUGUACUCACUUGGAUUUCUGGUUUGCCAUUGGGAGCAAUAGAGAAUGGGAGGAUGAUAUCGAUAGACAGGAAUAUGUUACAUUUAUUACUCACCUUACGGUGGCUGAUGGGAGCUAUGGCUAGCGCGAUGGGGAGCAGCGAAUGA